AUGUCGCGGCCUUUCCCUGCGGCGUCGGUGUUCCGCCCCAUUUGGCGGCGGAACUUCUCUGCCUCGACCUCCAAGCGAGCCAUAGACAAGCGCGCGAGCUCUGCCGCCGAUGCUAUCAAGGACAUGAAGGGUCCGGCCACCGUCCUGGUCGGUGGCUUUGGUUUCUCGGGUGUCCCCAACACCCUGAUCAACGCUGUGCGUGACCGCCCCGACAUCAAGGACCUCACUGUUGUCUCGAACAAUGCUGGUAUGCCCGGCGCUGGGCUCGGUCAGCUACUCGAGUCCAAGCAGAUCAGUAAGAUGAUCGCUUCCUUCAUUGGCGAGAACAAGGUGUUCGAGAAGAUGUAUCUUAGCGGUGACCUAGCCCUGGAGCUCACUCCCCAAGGCACCAUCGCUGAGAAGUGUGCUGCUGGAGCCUCUGGUGUUCCCGCUUUCUAUACCCCCGCUGCUUUUGGUACAAUUGUUCAAACUGGUGAACUCCCCGUUCGGUACAACAAGGAUGGCUCUGUGGCUGAAAAGUCCAAGCCUAAGGAGACCCGCGUUUUCAACGGCAAGGAAUACCUUCUGGAAGAAUCGAUCUUUGGUGACUACGCUCUGGUGAAGGCCCACAAGGCCGAUAAGCUGGGUAACUGCCAAUUCCGCAAGUCUAUGAACAACUUCAAUGAGGCUAUGGGCAAGAACGCCAAGUUCACCAUUGUCGAGGCCGAUGAGAUUGUUGAGGUCGGCGAGAUUGCUCCCGAGAACGUUCACCUGCCAGGCAUCUACGUCGACGCGGUCAUCAAGAGCACCGAGAAGAAGCAGAUCGAGAAGGUCACCUACGCCAAGGACCCCUCUGAGAUGCUUGCUGCUGGCUCCGGUGAUGCGACCGCCCGGCGUGAGCGUAUCGUCAAGCGUGCCGCCAAGGAGUUCAAGGACGGCAUGUACGUCAACCUCGGUAUUGGUAUCCCCCUGAUUGCCCCGUCCUACCUUCCCGAGGGUGUCGAGGUUGUCCUGCAGGCUGAGAACGGUAUCCUGGGUCUGGGUGGCUACCCCCAGCCCGGCCAGGAGGACCCCGAUCUGAUCAACCCCGGCAAGGAGACUGUCACUCUGGGCCGUGGUGCUUCCCUGUUCGGCUCUCACGAGAGCUUCGGCAUGAUUCGCGCUGGCAAGAUUGAUCUCACAAUGCUGGGUGCCCUCCAGGUCAGCCAGUACGGUGAUCUGGCCAACUUCAUGCUUCCCGGCAAGGUUAAGGGUAUUGGCGGUGCCAUGGAUCUGGUUGCCAACCCCGAGAAGACCAAGGUUGUUGUGACCAUGGAGCACACCGACAAGAAGGGCAACCCCAAGAUUCUGGCCGACUGCACCUUCCCCCUGACCGGCCCCCGCUGCGUCUCUACCAUCAUUACCGACCUAGCUGUCUUUGACGUCAGCACCUCCGAGGGUCUGACCCUGAUCGAGCACGCCGAGGGUAUCACCGUGGAGGAGAUCCGCAGCAAGACUGCCGCUCCCUUCAAGGUCUCUGAGCACCUCAAGCCCAUGCAGCUGUAA
Molecule: messenger RNA, 1524 nt
Organism: Penicillium canariense
Lineage: Eukaryota; Fungi; Ascomycota; Eurotiomycetes; Eurotiales; Aspergillaceae
Product: 3-oxoacid CoA-transferase
Exons: 5
Coding region: 1-1524 (507 amino acids)
Biological process (GO): ketone body catabolic process
Molecular function (GO): succinyl-CoA:3-oxo-acid CoA-transferase activity
Source: RefSeq, a predicted model, not a curated record